This is a messenger RNA of Camarhynchus parvulus, 1095 nucleotides long. RefSeq names its product glucose-6-phosphatase catalytic subunit (gene G6PC1). Gene Ontology annotation, cellular component: membrane. Gene Ontology annotation, biological process: gluconeogenesis; glucose 6-phosphate metabolic process. Bases 16 to 1095 code for a protein of 359 amino acids. The record is from RefSeq and is a predicted model, not a curated record. Gene Ontology annotation, molecular function: glucose-6-phosphatase activity. Lineage: Eukaryota; Metazoa; Chordata; Aves; Passeriformes; Thraupidae. The transcript has 5 exons.
GGGCAGCAGAGGAGGAUGGAGGCCAACAUGAACCUCCUGCAUGAUGUGGGCAUCCAGACCACACACUGGCUGCAGCAGCGCUUCCAGGGCUCCCAGGACUGGUUCCUCUUCAUCUCCUAUGCUGCUGAUCUCAGGAAUGCUUUUUUUGUCCUCUUCCCCAUCUGGUUCCACUUCAGUGAAGUAGUGGGCAUCAGGCUCAUCUGGGUGGCUGUCAUCGGAGACUGGCUCAACCUCGUCUUCAAGUGGAUCCUCUUUGGGGAGAGACCAUACUGGUGGGUCCUUGACACGGACUAUUAUGGAAACAACUCAGCACCAGAGAUCCAGCAGUUCCCUCUCACCUGCGAGACUGGCCCUGGGAGCCCAUCUGGCCAUGCCAUGGGUGCAGCAGGCGUGUACUAUGUGAUGGUGACAGCCCUCCUCUCUGCUGCUGGGGGAGAGAAGCAGUCAAAGACGCUGGGAUACUGGGUGCUGUGGACAGUGCUUUGGAUUGGGUUCUGGGCAGUUCAGGUCUGUGUCUGCAUGUCCCGAGUCUUCAUCGCCGCUCACUUCCCCCACCAGGUGAUUGCAGGGGUGUUCUCAGGAAUGGCUGUGGCCAAGACCUUCCAGCACAUCCACUGCAUCUACCACGCCAGCUUCCAUCGGUACCUGGGCAUCACCAUCUUCCUCUUCAGCUUCACCCUGGGCUUCUACCUGCUGCUGUGGACAUUCGGCGUGGACCUGCUCUGGACGCUGGAGAAGGCACAGAAGUGGUGCAGCAACCCUGAGUGGGUCCACAUUGACACCACUCCCUUUGCCAGCCUCCUCCGGAACCUGGGCAUCCUCUUCGGCCUGGGGCUGGCCCUCAAUUGCCACCUGUACCAGGAGAGCUCCCGGUUAAAGCAGAGCCAGCAGCUGCCCUUCUUCCGCCUGGGCUGCAUCGCUGCCUCCCUCCUCAUCCUCCACGUCUUUGAUGCCUUCAAGCCUCCCUCCCACAUGCAGCUGCUCUUCUAUGCCCUCUCCUUCUGCAAGAGAGCGGCCGUGCCACUGGCCACCGUCGGCCUCGUCCCCUACUGCCUGUCCCAGCUCCUGGCCACACAGCACAAAAAGGCUGCCUAA